This is a messenger RNA of Nezara viridula (southern green stink bug), 1964 nucleotides long. The record is from the annotation of a GenBank genome assembly. NCBI's taxonomy places the organism in Eukaryota, Metazoa, Arthropoda, Insecta, Hemiptera, Pentatomidae.
AUUAUAACUAGUCUAGUAAAAUAAUCAAACAAAACGGUUAACCCCAUUGAAAAUAACUGGUUUUGGUUAAGAUGGACGGUUUUUUCCAUCUGAUUAAAAAUGCAUAAAACCGAAAACGCACCGCACAUUUUUAGGAAGGGUGUCAAUCCUUCAAUUUGGUAAAUAUAGAAUAGCUUUAAUUGAAAUUCAUAAAUAAGAGAGAUAGGGGUUGUUUUAUUGAUCAAACUAAACAUUUGAAUUUGUAUCUAUUGUAAAUGGUGUACAUCUUGUGGACAAAUUUGGAACUACUCUUUACCUCCUAUAAACAACGGUAUUUGAAUUCUGAUAUGUUGAGUAUCUGAAGGUCAUUUCAACUCCUUAUUCUGUUUAUUAACAUUUUGUGAAGAUUUGCCCUGGAUAAUUAGCAGAUAAAAAACAUCUCAAAAUGGAAUCACUUAAUGAACAAAAUCCUGUACUUCUUCAGUAUUUUAAAGGUCAUACAGGUUCAAUUACAAGUUUAUGUUUUAGUCCUUCUGGAAAAAACUUAGCGUCCUCCAGUGAAGAUAAUUCAUUUCUUGUUUGGAAUUUGGCUGCUAAUACAGCUUCAUUAAGGUAUAAAGCUAAAGUACUUCCUGUUACAUACGUUACCUAUUCUCCUUUUGGAACUCAUAUAGCCUCUGCCCAAGGUGACUUUGUUAGAAUAUGGGUUUCUUCUGUACAAGGAAAGUCAAUUGAAUUCAAACCUCAUCUGGGCACUGUACGCUCAGUGGAGUUUUCUCGUGAUGGUGAAAAACUUUUGACAUCCUCAAAUGACAAAUGUAUAAAAAUAUGGGUUACUUCCAGGCGAAGGUUUUUUUCAUCGUGUACUGGUCAUACUAAUUGGGUGCGAAUCGCAAAGUACUCCCCAGAUAACAAGAUGAUUGUUUCAUGUUCUGAUGACAGAACUAUUCGACUUUGGGAUCCUUUAACUAGUAAAUCCAUUCACACUUUCAAUGAAGUUAAAGGGAUUCCAAAAUAUGUAACCUUUCAUCCUUCUGGUACUUGUUUUGGUGCUGCCAUGUCACAUAGUGUUGCCAAGUUGUAUGAUGUUAGGAAUAUGAAGCUGCUUCAGUAUUAUGCAUGCCACUCAUUGCCAGUGAAUUCUAUUGCAUUCCAUCCUUCAGGAAGUUUUAUGAUUACUGGCUCAGAAGACACAACAAAUAAGGUCAUUGAUUUGUUAGAAGGAAGAGUUAUUUUAACUCUUGAAGCACAUUCCAAACCUGUUACUGCUGUUGCUUUCUCAAAAUCAGGUGAUCAUUUUGCUACUGGGUCCGAUGAUAAGAACGUGUUUGUCUGGAAAUCUAAUCUUGAAGCCCCAGUAGUUGUUGAGGAAACCAAAAGACCUUUAAGGGAAAGUGUUGCAAAUAAUACUGAAACAAAAAGACCUAAAAUAUGUGUUAAAACCUCUAAUUUAAACAUCAGUAGUUCAGGUAUUGAGGAUAUCUACUCUGUCAAGGAUUACGAGGACACCUCAUCAUCAGAUGUUGAAAGACAAUAUAAUGCAGAAAGUUAUAGUUGUAAUCCUUCUAAUGUAGAUCAAGCAAAUCUGCCUGACAAAGAUGAAAUUAACAGUUUAAAUGAGCAAUCAGAAAACAUCACUAAGGAAGUGGAAUCAGUGAAUAGCCAUUUACAAAAUCCUGCUAAGGAUGAUUUAUGUUCGAAAUGUUCCAGUGACAGUGUACUUUCAUUGAUGGAAUCACUGACAUUUGAGAAUGAAUCAUUAAGGAAAAGAAUGGAUUUGCUUGAAGAAAAACUCGCUCAAAUGGAGUACAUGAUGAAGAUGAACAAUGCAUAGCCAUUGUAAGAAAAUAUGGUUGAUAAAAAUAUUUUUUCUGUGAUCGUAGUUUUAAUUUUAUGUCAGUUGAAUAAUGUGUGUUAUAAAUUAUUUAGUAUUAUUUUUUUGUAAUAAAGUAAUUAAGACAAUGAUGUGCUGUUCUUAAUGUCCA